CUUUCGUCCAUUUUAGCAGGUGAACUCAAGAACUAAUCUAUUUCUACACAAGCUCGCUAGGUAAAUCUUACCAAUAGCAUCUCUGGUGAAUGCCGAACAACUCGGCCCGUUGUUAACUCGGUCUAUUGCCAACUCUUUCCAUGACCAAGUCGGACCACAGCAUAGGAAUUCGGCCCAUUGCGUAUUCAACACAAAGAAGCACCUACUAGAAAUUACAAUAUAAAUUUCAUCCAUUCCCUUGAAACACACAAUGGAUAUUCACUCAGCACAGUGAGCUGCAGUCCACUGCUAAAAGCAGAAGUAUAAAAACUUCCUUUGCCUUAAUGCGGAGUCUCUAAUUUUGUUGUGUUACUGAUCAUCCUUCAUUAGGACAGACCCAUCACAGCCCAGCAUGAGUGCAGCCAACAUGACAGCCGGAGACAACUCCUCUAAGGCCAUGGGAGAGAAGGCCUCGCAGGUGAACCCCAUGGAGCAGUACCUGAUCCUUGCCAAGCAGGCCAAGGGGGCGGCAGCGGUGCAGCUGGUGAAGCAGGUCCUGGAGGCGCCAGAGGUGUACGUGUUCGGUGAGCUGCUGGACAUGCCAAACAUUACCAGUCUCAAAGGCACCCCACAACAUGCGCCUUACUAUGAGCUGCUGCAGUUGUUUGCGUAUGGCGUGUAUGGCGACUACGUGCGGGAGUCUGCCAAGUUCCCCACGCUGACGCCCACCAUGCUGACUAAGCUACGGCACCUCACCAUUGUCUCCAUGGCCACGGGGCAAAAGAGCAUCCCCCUGGCCACCCUCGGCACCCAGCUGGGCCUCACCUCCACCAGGGAACUUGAGGACCUCAUCAUAGAGGCCAUGUAUACAGACAUCAUCCAUGGCAAACUGGACCAGAAGAACGGUAUCCUGGAGUUGGACCACGCCAUUGGCCGGGACAUCAAGCCAGAGGACCUGCCCAACAUUGUGGCCACCCUGCAGUCCUGGUGUGAUACCUGUGACACAAUGCUCUCCAACAUCGACCAGCUCAUCACCCGCGCCAACACAGACAAGGAGCGACACCUCAAACACCGCAACUCCCUGGAGACUGAGGUGCUGAACAUCAAGGCAUCACUCAAGACGCAGGCGCAGGAGGGGGAUGAGGCACUGGUUUCCGAUUCCCGAGACCACGACAAGAAGCGUCCCGUUAAGAAGGGCAUUCGAGCCUCCUCCACUAAGUUCUGGCCAAAGAGUUCCUAGUGGGGGCUUCCUGCUAGCACCUCUCACUCUCCUCCCAGCACCCUCCAGCCCUGCCUUGACACCUUCCCCUUCCAUGCUCUUGUGUAUUUAUCCGAUCAGUGUGUUAGUUGACGUAUUUUCCUCUUAUCUUUUUAUUAAUUUUUCUUCCCUGUUCAUGAAAGAAAAGCAGGAAGAAUGGAGUGAUGGGUGGAUUAUAUAGUAAUUACAAGUUUCUAAUUGUAUCUACCUAUGAAGAAUAAUGAUAGGAGUUAAUGUCUUAUGAGGUCAUUUAUAUGUGGAAACUUAAAUUGUGUGGAUCACCCUGUGUGGAUUACUGGCCUGGUAUAUAGAGAGAUGGACAAAUCUAGUUGUCUAUAUAACAGAAUGUAAAGAAAUUGAAUACUAAUUAUGGCAGCAUCACUAAACUGGACCUCUCAUUUUCAUGGGGAGUUGAUUAGAAAGGGUACAAUAUUUGUGGACUCAGCCUUGAAAAGUGCUCCAGCACGUGUCAACUUUCCAGAUACCUCUUCCUGUUCCUGCUCCAUGUGUAAAGUAUUCUUAGUGCAAGACUCGCAUUAAAGUUUGCCUACAGUG
Messenger RNA from Scylla paramamosain (green mud crab), 1792 nucleotides. It is a transcript of the gene CSN7, whose product is annotated as COP9 signalosome complex subunit 7b-like. The record is from RefSeq and is a predicted model, not a curated record. The coding region runs from base 392 to 1219 and encodes 275 amino acids. The transcript has 7 exons. Gene Ontology annotation, biological process: COP9 signalosome assembly. NCBI's taxonomy places the organism in Eukaryota, Metazoa, Arthropoda, Malacostraca, Decapoda, Portunidae. Gene Ontology annotation, cellular component: COP9 signalosome.